Vombatus ursinus (common wombat) is the source of this 1793-nucleotide messenger RNA. It is a transcript of the gene PPCDC, whose product is annotated as phosphopantothenoylcysteine decarboxylase. Lineage: Eukaryota; Metazoa; Chordata; Mammalia; Diprotodontia; Vombatidae. The transcript has 6 exons. Gene Ontology annotation, cellular component: phosphopantothenoylcysteine decarboxylase complex. The record is from RefSeq and is a predicted model, not a curated record. Gene Ontology annotation, molecular function: phosphopantothenoylcysteine decarboxylase activity; FMN binding. Bases 338 to 1147 code for a protein of 269 amino acids. Gene Ontology annotation, biological process: coenzyme A biosynthetic process.
AUGGGGCCGAGCACUCACAACUGGGGACUGAGACAAAAUAGCCUUGCUCAUUCUUUGUGUUAGGGAGGGGCCCCGUUCUGGGGAGGAGGCAAAAGAAAUAAAAGACUGGCUUCCUGCCUUUGAUCUGAUUUCUCCAGGGUCACCUGUUCCCCAGAGGUGAUGAUGACGACAUGAUGAGAAAACUCUUGAGACACCGAGAAGAAACCCAGUCCCCAAACAGAAACCAGGAGCUCAUUUCUAUUCUUUCUCAGUCUGACUGGUAUUGGCUCCAGGUUUGGGGUCCAGCCUUUGGUUGUCUCCCCUAAAGCACAGAAUCUACAUCUUCCUUCCCUUGGGAAUGGCAAGGAGGGGGAGUGGCUUAUUCUCUGAAGGACGGGCCGUGGAGGUGCUGGGAAUAAGCAGGCUCUCCCUCUCAGCUGGCAGGACUGGUUUUCCCAGCACGGCUGGGUCCUGCACGUUGCUGCCAAGGUAUCUCAUGGAGCCUAGAGCAUGUGGUUCCCCAGAGCCUGAUGCUGUUGCAGUCAGCCUGUAUUCCAAGCCAGUGCCUGCAUCAGGAACAGCUCUAUCAACAAGGAAGAAAAAUGUCCAUGUGCUCGUGGGAGUCACUGGGAGUGUGGCUGCCUUAAAGCUGCCUCUUCUGGUUGCUGACCUUUUAGAGAUUCCAGGGUUGGAAGUGGCAGUGGUGACCACGGAGAGAGCAAAACAUUUCUACAACUCUUGUGAUGUUCCUGUCACGGUCUAUAGUGACACUGAUGAAUGGGAGAUGUGGAAGUUCCGCUCUGACCCUGUCCUGCACAUUGAACUUCGGAGAUGGGCAGACCUCAUGGUAGUCGCCCCCCUUGAUGCUAACACGCUGGGAAAGGUGGCCAGUGGCAUCUGUGACAACUUGUUGACCUGCGUCAUCCGAGCCUGGGAUCGGGCAAAGCCUCUUCUCUUCUGCCCGGCCAUGAACACUGCCAUGUGGGAGCAUCCCAUCACGGCCCAGCACGUGGAACAGCUGAAGGGCUUCGGCUACACCGAAGUCCCCUGUGUGGCUAAGAAACUCGCAUGUGGAGAUGAAGGUCUGGGGGCCAUGGCUGAAGUCUGGACGAUUGUGGGGAAAGUGAAAGAGGUCCUUUUGGAACUGGACUUGCUGCACCAGAGUUGAUCCAAGAAACGGCUUACGCACCAGGCUGUGCUUGGCCAGUUUUCCAGGAGAAGCAGCAGUAACACUGACAAAGACUCGGCUGGAGUGGUCUGGUCCUCGGGCCAGUCUGGAGCAUUGUGCCCUUCCCAGGAGCAGAUUGGCCCCAGGACACAGGAACUGGGAUCCGGGACCAUUGGGCUUUCUCUUGGGGCUCCUGUGGGGGUGCAGAUGGCAGUCCUCUCCAGCCGCCUCACCCCCGUGCUGCCUCCGUGGGGGCCAAUCAGGUUCUCUGAUAGUGAUUUGGACUGUUUUCCUGAAAUGUGGGGAAGCAGGUGUUCAUCAUAGUGUUUCAUAUGCAUUGGAGGGUUGGGAAAUUGCGAUAAAGAAUUAUGUGCAUCAUGUAGGAACUGGUUUUAGACUCAUUCUUGUCUAGAGAUCCACAGACCAGCUGAAUCCCUUGCUAUUUGGUUGGUGUCUUGGUUCACAGCCUAAGGGCCCAGACCCUGUUUGAGAUCAGGAAACUCGGUGUUUCUAUUCUCGUCUUUUUCCUCUCUUGUAAGUUCCUUGAAGUUAGAAAUUAUGCCUUGUACCUCCUGAUAGCCCCAUGGUGCCCAGCACAGUGUCUCGACAUAAUAGGCAUUCAGUAAAUGUUUGUUGAAUUAUUUAA